GUCCGGUGCCAGGAGCUAGAGGAUUUCCGCCGAAGCUCCAAAUCUAACAGGAAAUGGGAGCUCAAAAACGUCUUCGGCCGCGUGGUCGAAUUUGCUGGCGACCAGCAGGGUUCAAGAUUUCUGCAGGAGAAGAUACCCACUGCCAACAGCGACGAUCGGCAACGCGUAUUUGACGAGAUCAUGGUGGAUGCCAACGCUCUGAUGGUGGAUGUGUUUGGCAACUACGUCGUACAGCAGCUUUUCGAGCACGGGACCAUGGUGCAGAAGAAGCUUCUCGCCGGCAAGAUGAAGGGCCACGUGGUCCAGCUCUCGACACAGCUCUACGGGUGUAGAUGUGUCCAGGAGGCCCUAGAGUACGUCCUCGUUGAGCAACAGGUCGAGCUCGCGAAGGAGCUUGAGCCUGAGAUCAUCCGCAUCAUGAAGAGCGACAACGGCAAUCAUGUUGUUCAGAAGCUACUCACGAAGCUGCCCCGCGAUCGCAUCGACUUCGUCUACAACGCCGUCCGUGGCCGGGUUUCCGAGCUCUCACAGCAACAAUAUGCCUGCAGGGUGAUCCAACGAAUGAUCGAGAAGGGAACGGACGCAGACAAGGAGUUCAUCCUGCAAGAGUUCCACGAUGUGGCUGCCCGUCUGGUGACGGAUAGCUGGGGUAACUACGUCGUUCAGGCCGUCAUCCGCCAAGGAGGUCAGGAAGCGCGUGCCAAGGUCAUCCGACUCUGCAUUGACCAGUUCCUCGUCUUCUCGAAGCAGAAGGUCGCCAGCAACGUUAUGGAGCAUUGCAUCGAGUACGGAACAGAGGACAAUAGACUCGAGAUGUAUCGGCUCAUCACUCGCAAAGCCGAAGAUGGCAGCAACAUGUUGCAAGCGAUGUGGAAGGACAAUUUUGCCAACUACGUCGUCCAAAAACUGUGCCACUGCCUGAAGGGCGCAGAGCAGGAGGCUCUCGUGAAGGAGAGCAAACCUUACUUCGAGGCGCGGAAGAAG
This is a messenger RNA of Cryphonectria parasitica EP155, 984 nucleotides long. RefSeq lists its product as uncharacterized. Gene Ontology annotation, biological process: nuclear-transcribed mRNA catabolic process, deadenylation-dependent decay. NCBI's taxonomy places the organism in Eukaryota, Fungi, Ascomycota, Sordariomycetes, Diaporthales, Cryphonectriaceae. Gene Ontology annotation, cellular component: cytoplasm. Gene Ontology annotation, molecular function: mRNA 3'-UTR binding. The record is from RefSeq and is a predicted model, not a curated record. The transcript has 4 exons. The annotation marks the transcript as partial.